AUGUCGCAUCAUACAAGAUCACCAAUAGAAUCAACACCUAUUGCUGAAAGUGGACCAUCAGCAUCUGUUGGUGAACAUCCAAAUGCAAUUACUAAUCGGUUCUAUACGUAUGAACGUGUUCAAGACAUUGUUAGUUUUAUACAAAAUAUAGUACCAACUAAACCAGAAAUAGCUAUUAUAUGUGGUUCAGGUCUCGGCGGUUUAGCUGAAUUAAUUACCGAUAAAAUAGUUAUACCUUAUGUUGAUAUUCCACAUUUUCCAAGAUCAACAGUUGUUGGUCAUCGAAGUAAUCUUGUAUUUGGUGUAUUAAAUGGACUUUAUGUUGUCUGUAUGCAAGGUCGAUUUCAUCCUUACGAAGGAUAUACUACAGCAACGUGUGCUUUUCCAGUGCGAGUAAUGCGUAUGCUCGGUGCACAUACACUUAUUGUAACAUGUGCUGCUGGUGGUGUUAAUAAAGGAUAUAGUGUUGGCGAUAUUAUGUUAAUUAAAGAUCAUUUAAAUUUUCCUAAUCUCGCUGGUAAUAAUCCACUUAUUGGACAUAAUGAUGAACGAUUUGGACCACGUUUUCCACCUGUUGGUCAUGCAUAUGAUCGUCAAUAUUUAUCAAAAAUGAAACAAAUAGCGUCAAAACAUAGUGUUGAAUUACGUGAAGGAGUCUAUUGUGGAUUAGGUGGUCCAUGUUAUGAAACUAUAGCUGAAAUUAAUAUGCUUCGAUUACUUGGUGGUGAUGCUGUUGGUAUGUCAACAGUUCAUGAAGUAACAUUAGCUGCUCACUGUGGUUUUCGUACACUUGGCCUUGCAUUAAUAACUAAUAAAUGUUUAUGGGAUUAUGAUACAACAUAUGAACCUGUUCAUGAAGAUGUAAUUCGUAUAAGUGAACUCAAAGCAAAUGAAUUACAACAACUUAUUUAUGAUUUUAUUGGUUCUGUUAAACAAAAUCCUACAUAA
Messenger RNA from Adineta steineri, 948 nucleotides. NCBI's taxonomy places the organism in Eukaryota, Metazoa, Rotifera, Eurotatoria, Adinetida, Adinetidae. The record is from the annotation of a GenBank genome assembly.